AUGACACUUUUUCCCAUCCUCGGAAUUGUGUUUUUAUUAUGUUUCUCUGACCGUUUAGCAAUAUGUGCUAAUUGCCCCUAUUCUGGAAAUCCAACCACAAGUUUAAAUGAAAUUACUCUCAUUCAUGGAGCUAAAACGAGAAAUAUCCCAUUUCCAGAUGGGCGUCUAUUGGCCCCAGCGCCAGAUAUAACCGUGUUGAGUAACGACACACUAACAAAUGACACGCGCAUUCUUCCAACUAUUGGAAAUGGGCAUAUCGCUACUGUUGUUAAAUCAGACACAAUGUGUAUGAAUGGGCUUUACAACGGUUACGCCAUUAAAACACACCGAGCCUUGCUCCCAUCUAUAAUGAUAAAAAGUAUUACUAUCAACGGAAGUGCUAAGUCCAACUACAGUAUAGACUUCAAGAAUGGCAUGUUCGUGGAGAGCCACAGCGGGCAGAACUUCUCAGUGACAAUGAAGAUGUACGCCCAUCGGUCCCUCCCCCAGCUAAUAGUGACAGAGCUAUUGAUGCUGAACGAACAACAUCUGCCUCUGCAGCUGUCCAUCAGCAGUGGUAAGGCAACCGUGACUGAUGAUCUGGAUCAAAAUCUCAGUGGGAGUCGUUCAUCACCCUCAGACAAUAAUACCGGAAUAUUUUUCGGAAGAAUUAAAGAAUUUGAGUAUUCUUGGAAUGAGACACGCAAUGUUACCAUGGUUUAUUCACGGAUACCUUCAAAUAUCUGUGUGGCUCCAUAUCAAAAGAUGGCUCGACUUUUUCUUCUUAGUGUUGAUAGUAAUCCACAAGUUGCCAAAGAACAGUUUACUGAAGGUGUGACUCUAUUCAUUAACAACACACUUGAGAAUCAGCACAUACAGACAUGGCAGAGUAUUUGGAACAAUGGACGUAUCGACGUAGUAGGGAACGACAAUCUAGCUAAAUUAAUAUGCUCAUCUCUCUACUACAUACUCAGCUCCCUUCCCCUGUCAGAAAAACCGGGUUUCAUUGGUCUUUCACCAGGGGGUCUUGCACAUGGACUGAUGUAUAAUGGUCACGUGUUUUGGGACCAAGAGACAUGGAUGUAUCCGCCCAUUCAGUUAUUGCACAGCGAUAUAGGCAAGGCUAUAAUCAAAACCAGAAUUAGGACACUGGAUAACGCUAAACAUCAGGCCAUGAUGAGGGGCUUCAGGGGAGCUAUGUAUCCAUGGGAAAGUGCAUUCAGUGGAUAUGACGUCACACCAGUUCCUCCAUACUUCCAGUUUGAAAAACACAUAACAGGCGAUAUAUCAUUCGCAGCCAGACAAUAUAUUUACCUUACACGUGAUACGCAUUUUCUAAUCCAUGAAAGAGGGAAUGAAAUGAUAAGAGAUAUUGCUGAAUUUUGGGAAUCCCGUGCAGUAUUUAAUAAAAGAACCAGCGUAUAUGAAAUAUAUAAUGUGAUGCCACCAGAUGAGUACCACCACCAAAUCAACAACUCUGCCUACACAAACCUCGUGGCCCAACUGAGUCUGCGCCUCCCAGAGUUUAUUGAUGGACUCCUGGGUCAGUACUCCAAGCCUUUAUAUAAGGAGGUGGCAGACAAUAUGUACAUUCCCUUUGACAAGUCACGACGUUAUCAUCCAGAAUUUGACGGAUAUCAACAAGGCGAAAAGGUAAAACAGGCAGAUGUUAUUUUGAUGGGGUUUCCUUUAAUGAUGGCUAUGCCUGGAGACGUGCGCAGAAACGACUUACUAAUAUAUGAAAAUGUAACCCCUGCCGGGCCCGCCAUGACGUGGGGAAUGUUUGCGAUCGGUUACCUGGAACUUAAUGAUACCACAGAAGCAGCCAGGUUAUUCAGAAAGCAAGAAGAAAAUGUGGCGGCCCCUUUUAAUGUUUGGACGGAGAAUGCCGAUGGUACAGGAGCCGUCAAUUUUAUCACAGGUAUGGGCGGAUUUUUACAGUCUCUAUUGUUCGGUUAUGGUGGCAUCCGGCUUCAUCCAGACAGAAUAGAUUUCCACGGUCGUCUUCCACCGUCAACAACAUCUUUCAAAAUCACAGGCCUAGACUAUCUUGGCGGAUCUAUAGAUUUAUCUUUCACGAAUGACAAAACUAAUGUUACAUUAACCAAAAUGGCAAAACACCCAAUGAAGUUAAAAUGUGAGGGGAAAACUGUCCGGCUAGAAGUCGGAAAAAAUAUUGAAUUUACGACCAGUCCUGCCUCAUUAGAACCAGAUUUUCCACUACUUCCGACCAAGAAACCAGCAAGUACUAUCCCUAGUAACAAGUUUUUAUGA
Saccostrea echinata is the source of this 2253-nucleotide messenger RNA. RefSeq names its product protein-glucosylgalactosylhydroxylysine glucosidase-like. Bases 1 to 2253 code for a protein of 750 amino acids. Gene Ontology annotation, biological process: carbohydrate metabolic process. Gene Ontology annotation, molecular function: catalytic activity. NCBI's taxonomy places the organism in Eukaryota, Metazoa, Mollusca, Bivalvia, Ostreida, Ostreidae. The record is from RefSeq and is a predicted model, not a curated record. The transcript is spliced from 12 exons.